GGCCUCCGCGCCCCCGCGCCGGUGCCGGCGCCGCCCGCGGGGCAGCGGGCAGGGCCCGACCCGACCCCUCCUCGCCCCACCGGGCUGGCCCGCGCCCGCCCGCCCGCUGCAGGGUCUUGGCUCGUGGGCAGCUCUUUAGCAAUCCCAGCUGGAACCUCACACCAAAAGGCACCAUGAUAAUGAUGACUGAUGUCACUGCAGCCCCCAAAUUGGGGUCAACUGCCACCACUCCAGCUGUGGCUCCUAACUUCUCCUGGAUGCCGGAGGAUGGCAGCCCCACAGCUGUGGAGCAGCCAAUAUUCCUCAUGACCACUGCUGCUCAGGCUAUCUCAGGUUUCUUUGUAUGGACAGCUUUGCUCAUCACCUGCCAUCAGAUCUACAUGCAUCUUCGCUGCUAUAGCUGCCCAAACGAACAGCGCUACAUCGUUCGGAUCCUCUUCAUUGUGCCCAUUUAUGCCUUUGACUCAUGGCUCAGUCUCCUGUUCUUCACCAAUGACCAGUACUAUGUUUACUUUGGCACAGUGCGGGACUGCUAUGAAGCCUUUGUAAUAUACAACUUUCUCAGCCUCUGCUAUGAGUACUUGGGAGGGGAGAGCUCCAUCAUGUCUGAGAUCAGAGGGAAACCAAUUGAGUCCAGCUGUGUGUAUGGAACUUGCUGCCUGUGGGGAAAGACCUAUUCGAUUGGAUUCCUGAGGUUCUGCAAACAGGCUACCCUGCAGUUCUGUGUGGUGAAGCCUCUCAUGGCGAUCAGCACAGUCAUCCUUCAGGCCUUCGGCAAGUACCAGGAUGGUGACUUUGAUGUGACCAGUGGCUACCUCUAUGUGACGAUCAUCUACAACAUCUCUGUCAGCCUGGCACUGUAUGCCCUCUUCCUUUUCUACUUCGCCACACGUGAGCUACUCAGUCCUUAUAGCCCAGUCCUCAAGUUCUUCAUGGUGAAGUCUGUCAUCUUCCUGUCCUUCUGGCAAGGGAUGCUGUUGGCCAUCUUGGAAAAGUGUGGUGCCAUCCCCAAAAUCCACUCUGCUGAUGUGUCUGUGGGUGAAGGCACGGUAGCUGCUGGGUAUCAAGACUUCAUCAUCUGUGUGGAGAUGUUCUUUGCAGCCAUCGCCCUGCGCCAUGCCUUCACAUACAAAGUGUAUGUGGACAAGAGAAUUGAUGCCCAAGCUGUUCCAUCAUAUGGGCCAUACGGUCGCUGUGCUCCCAUGAAGAGCAUCUCCAGCAGCCUCAAGGAGACCAUGAACCCUCACGACAUUGUCCAAGAUGCGAUCCACAACUUCUCCCCAGCCUACCAGCAGUACACCCAGCAGUCAACGCUGGAGCACGGUCCACCCUGGCGCAAUGGCAGUCACGUUAUCUCGCGCUCCCACAGCUGCUCUGGUGCCCGUGACAACGAGAAGACCCUCUUACUGAGCUCUGACGAUGAAUUCUAGGAGGGGAAACUGCCAGCACAGGCUGUCAAUUUCCUCCUUUUUUUUUUUUUUUUUUUAAUAAUUUAUUAAAGCAGAAACACACAAGUCAUAUCACUUCCUAGAGAGUACAGAUUGCAGAAGUGUGGGCACUUCCCAUUAGCUUUGUGGGUACGGACAUGAUGAGCAUUGUGGAGGUGGUGGAAUGGCCAGGACUCUAUUCUCGAGCCCAUUCCUUAAAGCAGCAAUCAAAUUAAUUGAAGCAAAGCUCCAGGGUUUGGGGUUCUGGCUUCCUACACCUGUCCAGCUUGGUGUGGAGCAUGACUGGCCAGAGCCUGGAGUUGUGGCCAAAAGUGUUUUUGGUUUUUUUUUCCCAACAGGACAACCUAACUGCUUUGUAUUUCUUUUCCCGAAUGGUUGAGGUAGGCAGUUUUUUCCCCCAACUCUCUGGUACUAACAUCUCUGUGAUCCUUGGGAAAUUGGAUUGGGAUGCAGUGAUAAGCAUUCCUGAGGACCAGACCAGAGACUGGUCUAUAUAGCCAUUGCCUUGAAUGCUAAGUAAGGAAUAUCUGCCCCCACCCUCCUGAGUACCUGGUUUUGAGCCCUGGAGUCACUUGAGUGAGCCAAGGGCGAAAGGACAGGGCUUUUUUCCUGUUUUUUGGCUCCCUACAUCCACUGAUCACCAUCAAAGCUGAUGCUUGUUGAGGCUCAGUGGGGAUGGAGUUGCUUUCUUACAAGGAUGGAGUUUUCUAAUCACUAAGUGUCCAAGCUUCCCAUCUCCCUUGUUUGUUCCUGUGGCUAGAAGCCUCCCUGGAGCAUUUGUCUCCUGCUAACAAGACUGAGGACUGCCCAUGACAGGUGGUGGAAGUUUGUAGAGCUUUGGCCCCUUCACUCCUCUUCGGGAAGGGAAGAUAUGUAAACACAAAACCAGUUUUUGUUUUUGUUUCCUGUUCCUUGGCAUCACAGCUGCCCCUCUUAAAGGUGUGGGUUGCACCAGGUAGGUGCCAGAGCAGGUCCUGGUGUCUUACAGGUAUCUCUCCCCAUGCUUGGUAUCACUGACUUUCCCUGUGAGCUGCGCAGAUUUUGCUCUUAGGCUGGAAUAUUCAGAAAGGAACGUUGCACACUCCUUCGUUUUUUAUCUCCAUAGCUGUUCUGGGCCAAACUGGAGCAGACUUGAAACCUGACAUGACCUGGCUGGUCGAAAUUGUCCCUUUUAUUCUCCCAGGCAGCGGUUGCUGCUGCUGCUGCACAUUUCACAGACCCUACUGCAACUGAGUGCUAUCAAGGGUGGAACCAGCAUCCAUGGACAUGGGAGAAGCUUUCCCUUGCUUCCAUUGGGUUUUGGGUGGGCCCAUGAGUACUUAGUAGAGCGACAAUAGAAGUGAUCCCUCUGUAGAUCUAUCCAGGGACCAGAAAAUGCCUCUUGCUUGCUUAAAAUUAUCUAGGGGAAGAGUGGGCAGCACCCUCAAGCGCUACAGGUCAGAUGCUCCUGCCUGCAAGAGGGAAGCCAAACUGAGAUAUUGGAGCAAGCUGCUGUGUUCUUCUCAGCUGUAAUUUCUCAAUUCCUCUCCCACUUGCCUUCCCUGCCAUCAGCAGAGCUGUGCAGUUCCACAUUGCCCUCGUUGCUCUGCUAGGAGCACUGGAGGCUGGUUUAAUGCCUGCAGGUUACCUCUCCAUUUGUUUCCUAAUCAUCUGCUUGUUUGUUCAGUGUCUCAGAAGCAACAGUGAGUUAAGAGCAUCUCAUUUCCUCAGUACCCCUGCCCAAGCUGGGCAAAAGGGCUUAAAGAGAGGUAGGUUUGCUCCCUGCUGUGAGAAUAAGAUAAGGGAAGGGCUUAAGGAAAAUAUCUCCUUCUGUACUUGUGUCUGGAGGGACAAUGAAUCAGGUGGGAGCAACAGUGCUAACUGUUGACGGAGCUGGAGGCAGUGGAUCCAGCAGCUUGUGUGCUGUUGGAUUUCCCUAUUUACACACAUCUUGCAAUGCCAUACUGUUAGUUACUGCUUUUCCUAAGUCUGUGUCUGCUUACAUGGACAUGCAGGGCUGAAGACUGAAUGGGCUUUCCUUCUGUCUUCUAUGGCUUUGAUUAAUAGUCCUUUAAGCAUGAGGUACUUAUGGUAAAGUUGCCCUCUCUCUUAGGAAAGUAGGGUGUAGGACAUGUUCCUACCCUCCCCUUUCUUUGCAUUUGCAGGUCUUGAUGAUGUCCCAGUCACCCACUUGGUGACCGUUCCCAAUCUUUGUUGCAUUUGGGUGGCCAAAAUGCAAAAUCUCAGUUAUUGCCUCAUUGAGCACGAAGGUGGUUCAGGCUUGGAGAAGCAUUUCUUAGAACUUACUUUGAAAUGUCUCCUGCAUAUACAUGCUCUGCAGAGGAUCUGGACAUUCUCAAAGCAUCCUUUAUGUAGCGGUUUCAAAUAUAAUCCUUUCGCACCAUCUGCCUUCAGAGAAGCCUGGUGAAGAACUAGUGCCCAAACAACAGCCAGCUGCCCUGCUUUAUAAUAUUAUAUACAUAUAUAUUUUUUAACACCACACAAAAUCAUCCAUCACAGAGCUUGCUGCUCUCCCUCAUGACAGGCAAGUGCCAGAGCAAGGAUUGGCUCUGAAGCCACUCUGGCUUGGAGGAGCAAAUGUAAGAUUCAGAGCUUGAAACCGAGAAGGCCAAGGUAUUUGUGGUCUUGCAGGUCUGCUCAUGGUAGCCCAGGGCCUCAAGAAAUGUGGCAGUUCCAGGAGUAGGCCCUUGGAGCUGCUCUCCCUCACCUGCUUCCACUCUUCUUCCUUCCUUCCUUCCUUUUUGUUUACCAUGUAACAUACCCAUGGGAUUUGUUUAUUAUUUUUCCAUAUAGAGUAGUUCUUUGUAUAUAAAUGACUGAAAAAAAAAAGUAUGAUAAAUAAGACAGAGUCACCUAGUUUUGUACCUAUUGUGUUUAACUGAUGUGAGCUCAGCGACAAGCCGCUCUCUCUAUUUUGGUCUUUGUGACGUUAUACUCUGCAGAAAUGAGCAAAUAUGAUGACAAAUAAAAAAUAUAGAGAUAAUAUAGAUUGUACUUAAACUGC
This is a messenger RNA of Empidonax traillii (willow flycatcher), 4452 nucleotides long. It is a transcript of the gene TMEM184B, whose product is annotated as transmembrane protein 184B. Gene Ontology annotation, molecular function: transporter activity. The coding region runs from base 174 to 1430 and encodes 418 amino acids. Gene Ontology annotation, biological process: transport. The record is from RefSeq and is a predicted model, not a curated record. Lineage: Eukaryota; Metazoa; Chordata; Aves; Passeriformes; Tyrannidae. The transcript has 10 exons.